AUGUCCACCGAACGCCGUAUCAAGACGCUCAAGAUGCGGCUUAAGAGCUUGACAGCUUCUUUGAGCCUCAUCAUGACCUUCGUCGACGAAUUCGAUGAAGAGACGCAAUCCGAUGAGAUACCCGUGCGCUUGGAGAGUCUCAACAGGCUGUGGAUGGACUACGGCAUCGCACAAAGUGAACUUGAGUCGCUCGAUGAAAACUCCCUGGAUGCCCACAUUAAAGAGCGGACGACGCUGGAAUCGUCCUACUAUCGGAUAAAGGGCUUCCUACUAGCCCACAAUAAAGCUCCGUUAAACCAAUCCGCUACGUCUCCCACUCAUUCAGAGGCGCACUUCCCUAUGUCCGCUUCGCAUGUGCGAUUGCCGGACGUCAAACUUCCGUUAUUCGAUGGAAAAUUGGAAAAUUGGCUGGUGUUCCACGAUUUGUACAUCUCGUUAGUCCAUUCUUCCACCAGUCUCUCCAAUAUUCAAAAAUUUUAUUAUUUGCGGUCGUCGCUAUCCCAUUCGGCACUUCAACUCAUCCAGUCGAUUCCGCUGAGCGCCGAUAACUACUCCGUGGCUUGGAACCUGCUACUAAAGCAUUUCCAGAAUCCAGCAAGACUCAAGCAGACCUAUGUUGAUGCACUCUUCGACUUUUCGGCACUAAAACGUGAAUCGGCUACAGAACUUCACAAUUUGGUGGAGCGUUUCGAGGCUAAUGUGAAGAUUCUACACAAACUUGGGGAGCGAACAGAACACUGGGACAUCUUGCUAGUUCGCAUGCUCAGCACCCGGCUUGAUUCAACAACCCGUAGGGACUGGGAGGAACACUCAACGUCGCAGCAGACCGUCAAAUUCAAGGAUUUAACAGAAUUCAUCCAGCGGCGCGUCACCGUGCUUCAAUCCAUGCAAGUAAAGGUCGUCGAUACUCCGUCCUCUACCCAUAUAAAAAGACCAGCCCAGCGUUCGGUUUCGAGUCACGGAGCCAGUCAGGUUAAUCUGCGAAAGUGUCUUGCCUGUUCAGAACAUCAUCCUCUGUAUUUGUGUGGAACCUUUUCGAAGCUGUCACUCGAGGACAAGGAAAAGGAGGUCCGUAGACAUCAGCUGUGUAGGAACUGCUUGAGAAAGGGCCAUCAGUCAAGGGAUUGUUCUUCAUCAACGAACUGCCGCAAGUGUCGGGGCCGGCAUCACACCUUACUGUGUUCGAACAACUCAACCAACCAGCCUACUUCGAAACCAGCGGAUCACCAGCAUCCUAAAACCACCGAAUCAUCUCCAAGCCUUGAAUCCCCGAUUAACUCUGCCUCUGCAACAGUUGAAUCCGUCAGUUGUUCUUCCGCCAGCCAUCAACAAAAACUCGUCCUUCUAGCUACAGCCAUGAUUAUCCUCGUUGACGACAGCGGCGCCGAGCACAUUGGGCGCGCCCUGCUUGACUCGGGAAGUGAGUGCUGCUUUGUAACUGAACGCUUUGCGCAGCGCAUGAAGGUCCAGCGGAAGAAAAUCUAUCUGCCAAUCAGCGGAAUCGGCCAAUCGUCAACGCAAGCCAAACAGAAGUUUUCGUCCACCAUCCGUUCACGUGUCGGCGAGUACACCACCACUGUUGAAAUGCUAGUUCUUCCCAGAGUCACUGUCGACCUACCUACCACGUCAAUCGAUACUUCGAAGUGGGAAUUUCCACCCGGUAUUAAUUUGGCAGAUCCGUCGUUCGAUAAAACCAACCCGGUUGACAUCAUUCUGGGCGCUGAAAUCUUUUUUGAAUUGUUCCGUGUCCCGGGUCGAAUCCGCCUCGGCGAGCAUCUCCCAGUUCUGGUAAACUCUGUUUUUGGUUGGGUCGUGUCAGGGAAGUCCACGGUUAGCGCAUCCAGUCCGCCAGUUGUCGCCAACAUUGCCACCGUCGCUGACAUCCAUCAGCUUAUGGAAAAGUUCUGGAAAAUCGAGGAAGAUGACUCAUACAAACCGUAUUCCGUCGAAGAACAAGCCUGUGAAGAACAUUUCUGUCGAACCGUAACUCGUACUUCUGAGGGAAGGUACAUAGUUCGAUUGCCGUUCAAGGAAGGCAUCCUUGACCAACUAAGUGACAAUCGCCGAACUGCUGUUCGGCGGUUCCAUCUUCUACAAACUCGUCUGGUCCGUAAUCCCGAUCUUCACCACCAAUACAAGGCUUUCAUCGACGAUUACAACGAUCUUGGACACAUGCAACGCAUACACGAAUACGAAGAACCGACCACCAAGCGGUUUUAUCUUCCGCAUCACGCUGUGCUUCGCGAGGAGAGCUCCACUACGAAGCUAAGAGUUGUCUUCGACGCAUCGUGUAAGACUCCCUCAGGGCCAUCCUUAAAUGACGCUCUCAUGGUGGGACCAACCGUUCAAGAGGACAUCCGAUCAAUCAUUAUGCGCUCCCGAAAACAUCAGGUCAUGAUUGUUGCCGACGUGAAGAUGAUGUAUCGUCAAAUACUCGUUGAUCCUCGUGACACGUCAGUACAGCUCAUUGUGUGGAAGCCAUCCCCGGAUCAGCCAAUGGAGACCUACGAGUUGAAAACCGUAACUUAUGGAACUUCUAGCGCACCGUUUCUUGCCACUAGGGUGCUGAUUCAACUGGCCGACGACGAAGGUUCCAACUAUCCAGUAGCUGCACCUGUUCUUAAAAAGGAUUUUUACGUGGACGAUCUGUUUUCUGGCGGAAAAAACACAGCUGAAGUAGUAGUCCUCCGCAACCAGCUAGAAGCACUCCUGGCAAAGGGCGGAUUUCAACUACGCAAAUGGGCAUCGAACGACGUAGCCGCACUCGACGGAAUUCCCUCUGAAAACCGAGCUCUAAAGAACUCUGUGGAGCUGGAUCGUGAUCAGGUCAUAAAAACGCUUGGACUCCAUUGGGAACCAGCCACGGAUUGCCUUCGUUACAAAAUAGAAGUUCCUCCUAACCCACCAGACCAGCCACUCACAAAAAGGCGCGCUCUCUCUCUUAUUGCUCGUCUCUAUGACCCACUUGGCUUAGUGGGACCAGUGGUGACAACAGCGAAGGUGUUCAUGCAGAAGUUGUGGACGUUGAAGGACGAAGAAGGGACAACAUGGACCUGGGAUCGAGAACUACCGAAAGAGUAUCAGGAUCAAUGGGCCGACUACCAAUCAGGACUACCCAAUCUCAAUAAUCUACGAAUCAACCGUUGCAUUCUCCUGCCAGAAGCGGAAACCAUUCAAAUCCACAUCUUUGCCGACGCUUCACAGUUAGCUUACGGAACCUGCGCCUACAUCCGAUCAACCAACGCUGCUGGAGUGGUAAAGGUGUCCCUGUUAUCCGCCAAAUCUCGAGUAGCCCCCCUUAAACAACUUAGCAUUCCACGACUCGAGCUAUGUGGCGCAUUACUGGCUGCUGAACUAUACGAAAAGGUCAAAUCAUCACUCCAACUUGAUGCCAAAUGCUACUUCUGGCUCGACAGCACCGUAGCACUUUGCUGGAUCAACGCAUCGCCUUCUGCAUGGGGCACCUUUGUGGCAAAUCGCACAUCGAAAAUCCAACUUGCCACUCCGAACUGCUCCUGGCAUCACAUCUCCGGUACCGAGAACCCUGCCGACUGCUUGUCCCGUGGAUUGAACGCUGACACCAUCAUCGACUUCGACCUGUGGUGGCAUGGGCCGCAGUGGUUAAAACAACAUCAGAGUCAUUGGCCGAUUAGUCACCUAGCAUCCGAACAACCAUUGGAGGCAAUGGAAGAAGCACGUCGGUUAGCAGCAGCGGCACCGUCAUCUCCAGCCGAUCCAUCGUUCGUGGACGAAGUCGUUGGCAAAUUUUCAGAUUAUUCCCGUCUCAUUCGAGUAAUCGCUUAUUGCCAUCGAUUCCUCCGUAAUUGCCGAAAUGCUACCCGUCAACGAACCUCGCUUCUCAACAUUGAUGAGCUGAUGGAAUCUGAAAAUAGCAUCAUUCGUUUAGUUCAACAACAAGCAUUCAGCCAAGAGUGGAAGCAGCUGUGGAACAAUCUGCCGGUUUCGCCGAAGUCCCGGCUGAAAUGGUUUCACCCAUUUGUUUCUUCAGAGCAACUAAUUCGAAUCGGAGGCAGACUGGGAAACGCCGUCCAACCAUAUGAUACCAAGCACCAAAUACUUCUACCACGAUCACAUCCACUCUCGCUCCUCCUAAUCCGCAACUACCACGAACGUCAUCUUCAUGCAGCUCCUCAACUUCUCCUAAGCAUACUGCGGCAGCGGUACUGGGUCAUAGGGGCCAGAAGUCUGGCCAAAAGUGUGGUCCACAACUGCAUCGUCUGUUUUAAAGCCCGUCCAAAACGCCUGGAGCAAUUCAUGGCGGAAUUACCAGCACCACGGAUAACAGCGAGUCGCCCCUUCUCUGUGACAGGAGUAGACUAUUGGGGACCGAUUCGUCUCAAACCAACACACCGCCGUGCCGCACCAGGAAAGGCCUACAUCGCUGUCUUCAUCUGCUUCUGCACCAAAGCGGUGCACUUGGAAUUAGUGGCAGACUUGAGCACCGCUAAGUUUAUUCAAUCCCUUCGCCGUUUCGUUUCUCGCCGAGGAUUAUGUGCUGACCUAUACAGCGAUAAUGGGAGGAACUUUGUGGGGGCCGCAAAUGAGCUCAAGCAAUUGGUGAACAGCAAGGAAUACCGGAAGGCAGUCGCCCAGGAGUGCAACGCUCAUCAAAUCCGCUGGCACUUCAAUCCGCCUCAUGCAUCGAACUUCGGUGGCCUCUGGGAGGCUGCUAUCCAAUCAGCCCAAAAGCAUUUCGUCCGAGUCCUUGGAACCAACACUCUACCAUUUGACGAUAUGGAAACUCUUCUCUGCCAAAUUGAAGCCUGUUUAAAUUCGAGACCACUUGUGGCCCUUAGUGACGAUCCGACGGACUACGAACCGUUGACACCUGGUCAUUUUCUGACCGGAUCUGCACUCAAAUCAGUCCCCGAUGUGAACUAUACCGAAAUUGCAUCCAAUCGGCUUACCAAGUGGCACCAUGUACAAAAACUGUUUCAGCAACUAUGGAAACGGUGGCAUUUGGAGUAUCUUUCCACCUUGCAACCACGAUCCAAAUGGCUUUCUCCUCCUGUCCAAAUUGAAGAAAAUCAGCUGGUUCUUCUCUGUGACGAGAAUAGCCCACCGAUGAAAUGGCCCACAGCACGGAUUCAUCAAACUCAUCCCGGUCCGGAUGGCAUUGUCAGAGUAGUGACGCUCCAAACACCAACGGGUCGUUUCCUCCGUCCUGUAAACAAAGUGUGCCUCCUGCCAAUCGCAUCAUCCUUCGACCAACGAACGCAGAAACCGAGCCAAAACCAGGAUGCACAAUAA
Molecule: messenger RNA, 5271 nt
Organism: Aedes albopictus (Asian tiger mosquito)
Lineage: Eukaryota; Metazoa; Arthropoda; Insecta; Diptera; Culicidae
Exons: 1
Coding region: 1-5271 (1756 amino acids)
Biological process (GO): DNA integration
Molecular function (GO): zinc ion binding; nucleic acid binding
Source: RefSeq, a predicted model, not a curated record